CAAAAGAUUGUUUGGAAUUCCGCAAUGUUUGGAACUUAGACCUAUUCACGCGAUGUAUAUUUUGGUUGUUGCAAAAAGCAUAUCGAGGUCUCUGACUCACUUGUUCAUCCCGACUAUCUUGUCCAAAAACAAUUACACUUUGAAGGACAUUGUGUACAGUUAUUACAUUGUGGUUCAGCUUGCAGAUAUGGCAGUAAUUUAUCCAUGCAUCUAUAUUAUAAGACGUUUUGGGCUUCAUAUUGGGUUCAUCAUCGCAGCGCUGUCUUCUACGUUACAUUUGUGGACGGUUUUCAACGUUUCCAAAUUAUCCAUUUACAUUUCUGCUGUUAUUUUUGGCAUCAGCGAAGGUUUUUAUUGGACUUCGCAUCACACGUGCCUCAUAAUUAGCUCGCGCAUUUCAUUGCAAAAGAGCAUCAAAGCGCCUUAUGGAAAGAACCUGUCCUUGAUUAAGAUAUGUUCGAAGCUCGGCAGUGUGAUUGGGCCUUUCAUUGGUGGGUUGCUUCUAAGCAAUUCUUAUGACAUGUAUUUGAUGUUUUUGAGCUCUGCGAUCACCAUUUCGUCUACUAUUCCUUUGAUCUAUUUUUGCGCCCAUUUGAAAAAUCAGUUAUUGUUCGAAUAUAUUGACGUUCGCAAAAGUGGCGAAUCCCGUACGAAAUCGCUCAAAGAACAUUCGCGCAAUUCGAUAUCAUUGAUUUCCUGUGGUGUCAACAAGAUGCUCGCAACGACUAUUUGGCCUUUCUAUUGUGCAACUUCUUUCUUUAAUUCUAAGUUUUCCAUUAUCGGCAACUGGAAAAGUGUCACCACCAUGAUUUCCAUCCUUCUUAUCUUUUUCCUUGGAAGGAUCACCGAUUCCAUACAUCGGAAAAAUUUGCUAUUUGUCGGGUCUUUCGCCACCGCUUGCAUUUGGAUAUUGAGAAGCUUUUCAACGAAGCUUUGGCACAUCGGCGUCAGCGACAUGUUGUACGGCUGGGCGGCCUCUUUGUUAAACAUACCUUUUUUUGCCGAUGUCUACGAUCGCGCGGAUUAUUCAGAGUUGCUGAAAUGCGUGUUCAUACAAGAGUUGGAUACAGAAACAGGAGGAAUCAUCGCAUGGCUGUUAGCUGGACAACUGUUUGACAAGAAAUUCCACACCCUAAAACCGCUCUUUUUAUUGGGUGUUUUGACGUCCAUCACCCAGUGUAUUUACACUUAA
Molecule: messenger RNA, 1192 nt
Organism: Schistocerca gregaria
Lineage: Eukaryota; Metazoa; Arthropoda; Insecta; Orthoptera; Acrididae
Exons: 3
Coding region: 53-1192 (379 amino acids)
Source: RefSeq, a predicted model, not a curated record